AACUGGCACCGGGGCUGUUAUGUCAUUCUUGUGCUCUCUCCAACGAACUAUAAAUGAGAUUUUCUUCCCUGGCAUUCCCUCGGCCUCCACUCCCCUCCCGAGGCCACCAGCCAAUCGCACCUCAGCCCGGUCCCUCCCCUGCUCUGAUAAAUAGCAGCGGGGCUCGUGGGGAGGCUUGUAUCUGCCCGGCUCUCCUUCCCCCUGCAGAGUCUCUCCUCUCACCGUGACCAUGUCUCUGAGAACCGCCAAGACCACCGGCUACUCCAUGGCGCCCCCCUCCAGGGGCCCAUCCCAGGGCUUCAGCAGCCGCUCCUUCUCUGGCUACGGGAGCCAGGCCGGUGGCAGCUACGCCGUCCGCAGCUCCUACGGGGGGUUGGGCAGCAGUUCCGGGGGCGCCGGGGGGUUUAAAGUGGCCGGCGGGGGGUCCGCACAAAGAGGAGGCGGAGGAGACUUUGGCUACGGGUGCUUCGGAGGAGGAAUGGGAGGCGGCGUGGCCCACGAAGCCCCCAUCACCGCGGUGACGGUGAACAAGAGCCUGCUGGCCCCCCUGAACCUGGAGAUCGACCCCGACAUCCAGGUGGUCCGCACCCAGGAGAAGGAGCAGAUCAAGACCCUCAACAACCGCUUCGCCUCCUUCAUCGACAAGGUGCGCUUCCUGGAGCAGCAGAACAAAAUGCUGGAGACCAAGUGGAAGCUGGUGCAGGAGCAGACCUCGUCCCACUCCAACGUGGACGCCAUGUUCGAGGCCUACGUGUCCAACCUGCGCAGGCAGCUCGACAACUCGGGCCAGGAAAAGGUCAAACUGGAGUCUGACCUGCAUCACGUGACGGGCCUGGUGGGGGACUUCAAAAACAAGUACGAGGAUGAGAUCAACAAGCGCAACGAGUGUGAGAACACCUUUGUCCUCAUGAAGAAGGACACGGAUGCAGCCUACAUGACCAAAGUGGAGCUGGAGGCCAAGAUGGAAGAGCUGACUGAUGAGAUCGAGUUCCUGAGGCAGAUCUAUGACACAGAAAUCAACGAGCUGCAGAGCCAGAUCAAGGACACGUCUGUCGUGGUGGAGAUGGACAACAGCCGCGACCUCGACAUGGACGCCAUCGUCGCAGAGGUGCGCGCCCAGUACGAGGACGUCGCCAACCGCAGCAGAGCCGAGGCUGAGUCCUGGUACCAGACCAAGUAUUCAGAGAUGCAGCAGUCGGCAGGAAAACACGGGGACGACCUGAAGUCCACCAAAGCUGAGAUCGCUGACAUGAAGCGCAGGAUAAUGAGGCUGCAGUCUGAAAUCGACAUGGUGAAGUCACAGCGAAACAAUCUGGAGGCCCAGAUCCGAGAGGCCGAGGAGCGCGGCGAGCUGGCGGUGAAGGACGCCAAACUCCGCAUCAGAGACCUGGAGGGGGCGCUCCAGAGAGCCAAGCAGGACAUGGCCCUCCAAGUCCGCCAGUACCAGGAGCUGAUGAACGUCAAGCUGGCCCUGGACAUCGAGAUCGCCACCUACAGGAAGCUGCUGGAAGGAGAGGAGAGCAGGUUAGCAACUGGAAUCAAGACCAAUAUAUCCAAGCAGACGUCUGUGAACUACAAUGCCUUCGGCCUGGAGAGCUCCCGGACGCCGUCCCACGUCAGCUGCUCCUUCGGGGGAGUCAGAGCGAGCAGCACCACCGUGACCAAGACAGAAACCGUGGUGGUCAAGACUGAGGAGAAGAAGGAGGAAAAGGAGGAGGAGAAGGAGGAGGAGAAGGAGGAGGAGAAGGAGGAGGAGGAGAAGCAGGUAGCGACCGAGGAGCCGGCGGCCGUGGAGAAGAAGGAGGAGAAGCAGCAGGAGGAGGAGGAGGAGGUGGAGGUGGAGGCUGAAGCUGUGGCUGAGGAGUGAUGUGUUUAUUCACGUUUUGUCAGAUUUAUGAUUGAUUUUGGUCUCGGAAGCAUAAAAAUAAGCACACAGACUCUGCGUUGUCAUUUAGUUCUUUACCGACGUGCCUUCACCAAACAAUGUUUCUUCUGCCAGCAUCUUUAGUUCAGAGCUCCUGCACGAGGAGGUGACGAGAGAUGAGUCUUUGUUCAGGUUUCUGUAACUCCUUUUUGUGUCACUGCCCUGUUUUAGCCAGCAGGGGGCGCUGGUGCGUGUGUUUUCCCUCUGCAGUGCCAUCUUGGUUGAGUGAGUCAGAGCCCAAUACUAUAAUAAUCAAUAACGCUGAUUUGGGGAAAUAAAGUAUGAACUCGUGAUGCUCGACCUGCUGUAAGAGAGUCCUGUUGGCUCCGCAAUAAAUGUUCCUCAAACCAUUUGAGGUGUGACGUGUGUGUUUGUUGGAUUGUGAGGUUCCAUGCACGUUGUGUGUAGUUGCACUUGAAAAACUGUCAUUGAAACAUGACAAACCUCACACA
This is a messenger RNA of Cyclopterus lumpus (lumpfish), 2376 nucleotides long. RefSeq names its product keratin, type II cytoskeletal 8-like. The transcript is spliced from 9 exons. Gene Ontology annotation, molecular function: structural constituent of skin epidermis. NCBI's taxonomy places the organism in Eukaryota, Metazoa, Chordata, Actinopteri, Perciformes, Cyclopteridae. Gene Ontology annotation, cellular component: keratin filament. The record is from RefSeq and is a predicted model, not a curated record. Bases 230 to 1867 code for a protein of 545 amino acids. Gene Ontology annotation, biological process: keratinization; intermediate filament organization.